This is a messenger RNA of Drosophila rhopaloa, 987 nucleotides long. It is a transcript of the gene Rtnl2, whose product is annotated as reticulon-1-A. The record is from RefSeq and is a predicted model, not a curated record. The transcript has 3 exons. Bases 29 to 889 code for a protein of 286 amino acids. NCBI's taxonomy places the organism in Eukaryota, Metazoa, Arthropoda, Insecta, Diptera, Drosophilidae.
UUCUGUGUAUAAUCGUCAAGAGAUUAAAAUGUUUUUUGAAUCCUGCUUAAUAUUAUGGACUAUUCUUAGUUUUAUACAAAGUUCUGAAAAAUCCCUAUCAUCCGUAACUAAAGAUAGGAAAUUCGAAAACAUGAAUUCCGAGACUUCGGAGAAGGCAGAGGACUCCAGCCGGCUGUUUGUGGAGUUGAGUGACCUUCUGCUGUGGCGCAACUUCCGAGUGACGCUGAUUGUCUUCACGAGCGUCCUGCUCCUGCUGCUGGAUGUUAUGUCCCACUCGGUGAUCAGUGUGGUUAGCAUGGCAGGGAUCACUGUACUCCUGGCGGCAAUGGGUCAUCGGUGCUUCUUGCAGUUGUGGAGGACCUGGAAAAAGGAUGGCAGUAGGGAUCCGAUCUCACGAUGGUAUCCUCAAGUGAAGAUCGAUAUUCCCCGGGAGGAGACUAUGCGACUGGCCGGAACGGCAGUGACAUAUCUGAAUAAGAUGUUAAACCGACUGUUGGGAUUGUUUCUGGUGGAUAAGUGGGAGGACUCCCUGAAGUUUCUGGCAUUACUCUGCGGCGUCAAUUUGCUGGGUGAUUGUCUCAACGGCUUGACCAUGCUACUUUUUGGACACUUGUUUAUUUUCACCUUACCAAAACUGUACGAGUUGUACAAGCCCCUCAUUGAUGCCCAGGUCCGGAAAUUCGGUAAAUGCAAGCCACAGGAGAAGAAUGAAGUCGAAAACAAGUCUGAGAAAACGGACAAUUUUCAGGAGGAAUAUCCGACGGAGGUGCCUCAAGAAAGUCAGGAGUCGGGAGAUGGCAAUAUACUGUAUCUACUGGAGGAGGAGCACCGCAAGGGGUGUCGUUGUCGCGAUUGCGAGCACCAGGAUUUGCCCAUUGAGGCGCACUAAACUGUAAUCGGUUAACACUUUAUUUUCUUUGAUGUUGAUGUUCAAAAUUUGUUUUGUGCCAUUCAUUACAUAUCGUUUUCCCGCCUAGUUGGCAAUCA